Molecule: messenger RNA, 6059 nt
Organism: Rhipicephalus sanguineus (brown dog tick)
Lineage: Eukaryota; Metazoa; Arthropoda; Arachnida; Ixodida; Ixodidae
Product: RNA/RNP complex-1-interacting phosphatase
Exons: 2
Coding region: 75-1460 (461 amino acids)
Biological process (GO): dephosphorylation
Molecular function (GO): protein tyrosine/serine/threonine phosphatase activity; polynucleotide 5'-phosphatase activity
Source: RefSeq, a predicted model, not a curated record
CUUUUUCACUUCGCUGGCUGCUUCUCGUGCCUCGCGUUGGACGUGCCUUCCCAGCCCGUCAACUUUCUUACAACAUGGGCCGUUCUAAAACCGUUCCCGACCGGUGGCUAGACUACAGCGACGUUGGAGGUGUCGUGCCAGGAACGCGGUUCAUCGCUUUCAAGGUGCCGCUUCGUGAAUCGAUAUGCUCGCGCGUGCCGGCGAGCAAGCGCUUCACGCCGCACGAACUUCUGCAGCGAAUACAGGACCUAGGCCUCGUGAUUGAUUUGACGUGCACAAACCGCUACUACGACCCCGACUCCCUCGUCACUCGUGGCAUCCUACACGCCAAGAUCAUGUGUGUUGGCCAGCAAAUACCCAGCGAUGGUGUGGUGAGCGAGUUUUUCCGUGCCGUCGACGCCUUCCUCGCGAACCCUGCCAACGACGGUAAAUUGAUAGGUGUGCACUGUACGCACGGCGUUAACAGGACGGGCUACCUAGUCUGUAAGUACAUGAUCCAGAAGCUUAGUAUAGCGCCCGCGACAGCCAUAGAGCAGUUUCAGAAUGCCCGCGGCCACAAGUUUGACAGGGAUGAAUACGUCAGCGACCUACAGCGUGUCGGAGGGCAAGUACCUACACUCGACCUUCGAAGUGAUGACAUGCGAUCACACGCCCGGAAGCCUCCUCAAGCCGCCGGCACGGAAGAACACGCCCGCGAACCUCUGCGGGUACGAGACAUGCAAGACCAGUACGUCCGCAACUUACUAAGUAGUGACAGACGACAGUACGUCGGCAACAUACAAUGCAUCAGAGACGCCGGCACUAAGCCUCCUGAAUUUGCUGCACCUGUUCCAUCCGAUGGUGACGUCUACCGUGACUUCAACAACCGUCCAGCGAGCGGCACACUUCCUUACGGGCACAGUGCAUGGAACACCGCACGAAGUGAUGAUUAUGCCCGUGCGCAUGGUCACACGAGUGACAUGCCGCGUGCGUUGCCGCCCCAGGGCAAUGUGCCUGAUAUGCGAUCGCAUACGCAGAGUUACCAGAAUGGCGUGCCGCCUCGGCCCAGUGCGUUUGUCCCGGUGCGUCCACAACACAGUUACAGUCACCCAAGUGCCUUGCCACCCCAGGCCAACAUGUACAAUGUGCAGUCACAGGGGCAAAGCUACGGUCAACCCAGCAGCAUGGCUCAUUCGUUGCAUCCUCAACACAGUUUGUACGAUGCAUGGCCCCAAGAGCAGAGCUACAGUAAUCUUGGUGGCAUGGCACCUCAGCACGGUAGUUUCAAUGCACCGCCACAAGGUUACGGUCAAGCCAGUGGCAUGCCACUGCAGCAGAAUGUGCCCCAUGCACCAUCACUAGGACCAGUACGAACUCCAUCUGUAGUGAAAAGCUCGAAUGUUGUAAAUGCUGACAUGUAUCGUGGGCAUGGUGCAUACGAGCCAUAUGGUGAUGACGAUGGAGAGUAUUGGCGACGUUAGGAGUGCCACAGAGACUAUGUGCUUUGCCAGAAAGUGUUCUUAGUCAUACAGACUUUGUCACUUUGCUUUUGUUGCCAGCUUGCAAAGAAAUGUUUUAUGUUUUUUUUAAUAGUGCAUGAAGCACACAAAUAAAAAGCUGUGUAGUAAUAUUAUGUAAUGGAGAAAGAACUAUUUUUGCCUUAAGAUUAGUUCAUAACAUACCAAGUGAAAGUGUGUGUUGGUAGUGCCAGCAAGGGUGGCAAUAUAAAGUGUUUACUAAGACCCUGUAAUAAUGACUUUCUCCCCACUUAAAUUAACACUUCAAGUACUAGAGUUAUCUUGUGAUAUAUGAUAGGUUUAGCUUAAAUGUAAUUAAAUGGAAGAAAGCAAAAUUUCCAGCUCAGAGAAAACUAAUGAUAUAUUUAUUGUUCACUGUCGUGCUGCGCAACAUAGGACAUUUAUGGUUUGUGCUUAGUUUGCUGUGCGAGAUGCGUGUAGUGAUGGUUUAGGUUGCAUUUUCUCUCACUACACAGAGCAGUGCAACACGACAGGGACCAAGAGAGAAGACACAAACACAGCAUCUUCUCUCUCAGUCCCUGUUGUGUUGCGCUGCUCCAUGUAAUGAAUCCCAACCAACUAGCCCGGCAACGUGUCCUUGCCUUUUCUUUCUUUUUUUUCGCUAGGCUGCUGCUUAUCUGCCAUUGCUGCAGGCGCCUUCUUCCCAUGCAUUCAGGUUGCUGAUGUAGCUAUCCACGAUACGCUGCACUCAGUAGCUUCUUAGCUGCCAAAAUGCUGGCUUCGUCCUCUGGACACACUUGAAAAAGCUUCAAUCUAGCCGUGCAAGCCUUUACUGUAGCUUCUUUUCCUAUUUUUGGUGUGUGAAAGCUUUGUAAAAACAACGUCAUCUCUUGUUUCCCUACCCAGCAUAAAGCAUUCUUGAGUUGUAAUCUUGGGUGAAUAAUUAAUCAUAAAUAUUCAUUUAAGUGUAUUUCGGAAAUAAAUGAUUUGUCACUGCUGCAGUACACCGUUUAGCAUGAGGAUGCAGUUAAGUUCUCAACCACAAUGGCCACGUUUCGAUGGCUCUGAAAUGUGAAAACACCAGUGUAAUUGGAUUCAUAGGUAUACCUAAAAAAACGAGUGUUCCCAAAAUAACCACCAGUCCCCUGCCGUGGCGUGCUUCAUAAGCGUAACAUGGUUUUGGCAUGUAUGACCUUUAAUCUUUAGGGCACUACUGACGUCACAUUCUAGGUCAUUGAGUGAUAUACAUUUGGAUCUUCAGUGCUCUUUUCUAAGCCUUGUUUCAAUAUUGAAUUGAACGUUUUCAGCUAAUCCUGUAAAACUUUGAUAAUGGUGGCAUCAUUGGAAGCCUUUGCAAUCUCUCAACAUUUAGCAGUUUUGCAGUAAUUUCGAUAGUAAAUAUUAUCUGUCACUCAUCGCCGGUAAUAGUGGCAGCUCUUUCUGUAUUCUUUAAAAUGUAUGCCUUGCCCUGUAUAACAAAAUUUUGAAUUGCUAAGACCCUUAGUUCUAGUAAAAGAGUGGUACAUAAACAUUUUCUUUGUUAGUAUACAAUACUUAAAAAUGCUCAUUGUCUGUGACCUUUUUAUUGACAAAAAAUUUAUAAACUGCCAGUUUAGCAGAUCAGCAGUGUAACUUUCUUACAAGAUACUUAAAGGGGUGAGACUAGUUAUGGUUCAUAACAGCAUAGUUGGUGAGUUAAAAUUCAGAAUGCUAUAUCUACAAAUGUACUUCCACUCACUACUCUAUAUGCAACCUGCUUAGAGAGAUUUUGGUGAGGUGUGCUUCUGGGCUCUAGCCAAAAGAAAAAAAAAAGUAUGCAAAGGUGGAAAUCUCGUUCUCCUUGUUUUAGGAUGAAGAAGGGUAACCAAUGUUACAUUAUAUUACCCCUUAUACAAAAUAUUUUGUCGUGCACACAAUGAGCGAGAUGAUGGCGUGAGCACACUUAGUGCUCACGCCAUCAUCUCGCUCAUUGAAUUGUCUGCACUGUUUCUACUAUGGAACAGUAGUUCCAUAGUAUAUUAGUAUAGGUAAAUGUUGUUGCAACGACUAAAGAAUAUGGCAUACAGGGCGGCUGUCAGUAUUACAGUAUGGGUAACUCGACACCUCUGAUGUAGCAAUGGUGCAUUCAGAAGUGCAUUUCCACUUCCUUUUUGAGGCCGCUGGAAAAAGACAGUUUCGUUGAAAGCACACAUUGGAAGCAAUGGGAGAUCAUUAGUGCUUGCAUACCUUGCUGUUCAGCGAAGGCAGCCACUUGCUUUGGCAAAUGAAAUGAAUAGCGAUGGCAUGCCUUCAUUUAGUCCAAGUCGGGUGAAUGCUAAGCCCGCCAGGUAGGCUCGCUGUUACAGAUAUGGAACGGAAGACAUUACACAGCACAGGAAGCACACAUGGCACAUGCCCCCCUGGCUCUCGAAGUUGUUCUAUAUCGGGAAUACUCGGCAUAGAAAAAAAACCUGUAGCACUCGCUUGCCCCCCUUCCCACCCCUUUUUCAACUUAAAUGCGUGCUCCUCUCUGCGUCCACUUAACCCCUCAUGAAAAAAAUAAUUUCUGCUAAACCAUUGCUCCUGACUAAGAUGUACGAAUAGUGUUGAGUUUCCCAAUAGUGAAAGUGGCAGAAAAUCUUAACGAGCGCACCACCCUCUUGCACGGCACUUUCAGCUAUAGUAUCAUUGCAAAGAAAUUGCUAGCAAGUUGGUUCAUUAUAUUGUUGAGAUUUAUAUUGCUUCGUGUGAUGGCUACAUGGUUUUGGCAUGUACAGUGCUCAUGGAAUGAGACGGAUGGAUGGAUGAAUAAACUUUAUUUCGGUCCCUCGGAACGCGCCCUAGCACGUUGCGGGCCGCUCCCACGUCGGAACAGAAAGACCAAGUCUCUCUGCUGCGUCGCGGGCCCGUUGGACUGCCCAUAGUUGUGCUUGGAGUCCGGAGCUUGUAAUAGCUUCUUGAUGCUAGAUCGAAACUUUAAGUACGACAACUUGUAUGCGCAACUGCUCAAGAUGAACACAUCUUGUCGCUAUGAAUCUGGCCACUAAAGGCGAUGUUGGUCCUCGUGUAAGUGUAUGAGUGAAUGUUGUGUCAAUAUGACACAAAAUGAAGACCAUGAAAAGAAAAGUAUGUGCAUAACUUAGCCUUAAAUAGAUGUGUUUCUCUACGUCAGCACUGUGCACUUAGGUUUGGGCCCUAUAAAAUCCAUGGCAGAUGAAUACAUAGAACUGCAAAGUGGCAUUCUUGUUGUUGCUCACUAGAGCUGUGACACUUAAUGCUUUCCCGCUAGUACAAUCAAGUCCUGUGAUACUAUGAAGCCAAAACACUCCGCCACUUCAAAUGCUAAUGGGCAGCUGAAAGUUCAUUGUAUGAGUUGGCCAGCAUAUCAGAGAUAAAUUACCAAGCUAUUCUCCUACCAGAAUCUGCUGAAGCAAUCGCUGACGAUAUGCAAGCUGGGUUGACUUCUCGCAGGUUUUCAUAAACUGCUGUGCACCCUGAAUAUGCUUUGAAUCAAAUAGCAGCAUUCUGAUGGAAAGCGGCUAGAUUGUUGGUUUCCUGUGAAGUUCCUGUAAAUAGUGCCAAAUAGCGAGAGCUUUACUUUCUAUAGUAGGAAAUUUGCCUCUGGCAACAAUCUGCUUUCAAAUUGUGGUGUUGAGCUACUGCCGUGCAAAUUACCGCAGCUCUGAAGUGGUUGCAAUUAACACAAAACUACUUCAGUGUGGGUAAUACAUGCCAUUGCAAUUUGGAACAUAAAACAUUCAUGAGAAAUUGUCUUACAUAUGUGGAAAUUGGUGGUGAUUUUCAAUGCUUUUGAUCAUGAGAACAGAAAAGAUCAUGUGAAUUUGAUAUGCAGCCUGAUAUUUACAUGGCCAUGCUAGAGGCAGGUAAUGUGAACCUCAAUCAUGGCUUACUGCAGUUAUGUUGAUUUAUGUAAACCUAAUGGCAUUGAUUUUAUCAGCUGUGAUAACAGUGUGUUUAAGUGAAAUUAAGCCCAUUUUAUAGAUGUUAUUAAAACUAAGGUAAAAUGCUGUGGGCUAAUUAAGGUACCAUUUACCCAUAGUUAGCCGCAGCACGUAUGACAACUAUUGUAUUCCUGUGUCUGGUAACGUUGCGAGUUUUGCGACUGUAAAAAAAAACGGAGAAUUUGUUAGUUUGUUUAGUUAAAGGAAUAUCUACAGAGUUCGAGACAUGUUUGUUACUUCAUGUUUGUUAAAUGUAUUACAUAAAUCGUGAUGAUAUUUCGAUUGUGCAAAGAAUUAGUUUUUUACAUACUGUAUGCAACAUGCUAUUUUGUAGGGUAUUUAUAUGAAGCAUAUCUGAUUACUUCUAAGAUGGUAGCUACUGUAACAGCAGAACUGUAAUACAUGACGCCUUCUUAUACAGGAAUAACAAAAAAUCGAAUGCUUUUCAUAAUCAGAAAAUUGGGAACAUUGAUGUAAAUGCAUUUAGUUAAGGAAAGACAGUUGUUUUUAUAGCAGCCUUGUAUGUCAUUAACAAAUAACUGAGACAUCCAUGUGGAUCUGAAAAGUGCUUUCUUUUAUGAUCAAUUUUUUAUAUUUUUGCAAUACACGUGACAGUGUGUAUAUGAGAGAAAGCAUUAAAAUGGUGAAUUGUGGGUUUCAA